Molecule: messenger RNA, 1544 nt
Organism: Anoplopoma fimbria (sablefish)
Lineage: Eukaryota; Metazoa; Chordata; Actinopteri; Perciformes; Anoplopomatidae
Product: mid1-interacting protein 1A-like
Exons: 1
Coding region: 282-779 (165 amino acids)
Biological process (GO): regulation of lipid biosynthetic process
Cellular component (GO): cytosol
Source: RefSeq, a predicted model, not a curated record
UCUUGUUACAGCUGCAGUGGAAGAACUUGACAAACAGGUUGUGGGACCGCCUUUAAAUCGAGGCAACACCUCGUUUUCCAGCCUUUAUAAACACGCACCCCUUCAGCCUACGAACUAGAAACUACUAAGGGCUCAAACACUCAUCAGGGGCGAAACUGAAGUCGCCUGAUUUACACGACAGCCAAUCCUGCAUCACUGACAGGCAGACUCCUCUAAGCCGACCACCCCGGAGUUAUCGCUUUCCUUUCUGCUCAGGAAGAAACAAAACACCUCUCGUCAACAUGAUGAUGCAGCUGCCAGAAUCCCACGUCCAGAAGAACUCCCUCUUCAACGCCAUGCACCGCUUCAUCGGCGCCGUCAACAACAUGGACCAGACCGUCAUGUUGCCCAGCAUGCUGCGGGACGUCCCGCUGGAGGAGGACAGGGAGAUGAGCUCCAUGAAGUCGGACGAGGACGAGGGGGACAUGUACAGCUACUACCAGCUGCUCAAGUCCAUCCGCAGCAACAUCGAGUGGGGGGUGCGGUGCUCGGCCCAGGACGAGAACCACAAGGAGAGCUUGACCAUCAGCCGCAAGAACUCGUCCGCGUCCACCGCCUCCACCGCGUCGCUGUCGUCCGAGGAGGAUGAGGAGGAUGAGGAAGAGGAUGAGGAUCUGCAGAAGCAGUUCCAGUACCACCUGACCGGGCUGCAUGGGGUGUUGUCCAAGCUCACCCUGCAGGCCAACUUUCUCACCAAGCGCUAUAAGCAGGAGGUGGGGAUCGGAGGAUGGGGCCAGUGAAGCCCACAGUAUUUUCUAUUAGACUUCUCUCAAUGGGCCAUUUUUUUUUUUUUUUUAUUAUUUGACUGCUGCUGUUACUACUACUGAUGAAAAUUGUGGACAAACAUUUGAAUGGUAGAGACAAAAAGGGUUGCAGCUUAUAUCUCUCUCUAGGCUACUAUGUGGUAUUAUAGUAGCCUAAAGACACCAAACUUCCAAAGUUUUGUACGCAUUACGCAUUAAUGAAACAUAUUUAAAACCUUUUUAUUUAAUGUAUUAUUUAUUACCUCACACUGUAUAGUUUGAGAACUGUUUUGUCUAAAGCCGGUGAAGGAGUAGACUGCAUGAACCGCACGACCCCUGGUCUGAACCGCCCUCCUCUGAUGGGAGGAGGGAUACUGAUGAAAGAUUCAGCCUCCUAUUCUGUGUCGCUGUUGAUGUCAGUGUGUUCAGACGUGGCCAGUGUGUGUGAUUGGUGCUCCCUUCGAACCGGACGUGUCUGUGUCUUUAAACUCUGCUUGCAUAGAAGGAGGCAGAUGCUCACUGCCAGUGAUCUCCUAAUGCCCUACAUGUCCAAUGAACCAGAAUCGAGCGAUGAUGCUUUUCUGCAUGGAGAAGAAUAGGGGGUUUCAAACAAGAUGCUAUUGUUGUCAUUGUCAUUAUUUGUUAUUAUUAUGGUAUUGUUUUGAACAUGUCCAUCUGUCAAAGUAAGCAAUUGCAUUCGUAUGCACCUUCUAAACCACUUUUGUACUGAUAAUAUUUGUUUCUUAAGAAUAAACUUUUAUA